AUGGGGUCUAUAUUUCGUGAAUAUCGUCUGCAUCAUUCUUCGCCGGAUGGGAUCCUCGUGCAACUUCCCGGUCACGGUGGGUUUGGUCGCCUGACAAAGCAAACUCUUGGCGACGACAAACUUGCAGAGUGCCUUUUCAAAAAUUUUUCAGCACGCGAGCAUGUCUCUGCCAUCCUCUGUCGUAACAAGCGGGAUUCACAGGGUUAUCUUCAGCUCACAGUUUUACUAACCGAGGUGUGGAGCGACCUUUAUACCUAUCCCCCUAUGGUUCGUGAGCUUUUGCAGCGACUUCUUAGAAAGCAUUUGCUUGUCGGUCUUGGCACCACAACUGCUGGUCGUGUGAUCAAAAGUAACACCAAGGGGACCGUCCUCACCAUUCCACCAAACUUCACGGCAGUAGCGGCACUCGAGAGGGUGGACGCUAGUCGAGGAGAGGAAGGGGCUCCAUGCACCAGCGAUAACAAGGGUUUGGGUCCCGCGGCAGGAGGGGCGCAGGCAACGGGUGAGCAGCGAGAUCUUCAAGGAGGGGAGUCGAAAGCGAUCAUGGGCGUCUCUCAUGCUAUGCGUGAGGUUCGGAUUUUGAAUUACGAUGUGGAGGCGAAUGUUGUGAACGUGACCUUCAAGACGCAGGUGGUGGAGAACACCCCCUUGGAUACCGCGAUGGCGGCGCUCGCCCUCGCAUCCAUGCCACCCGGCUCGACGGUCACCGCGGGGGUGUUGCUUUCCAACACGGAUGACAGAUGCGCGGUGGUAGAAAUUUUGGCCACCGUUUCGCUUCAGGGCCACCAGCAGUCCUGCAGCAUUCUCGGCUACUAUUUGUUCAACAUGGUGGAUAGUGCGUCGCCGCCUCCGGUGGUCGGCGCCAAGCUCCAACUGACCGUUGAGUUCAGCGCCGAGGUCGCGGCCCUCCAGGCGGUACUUCCUUUCGUGGUCCUUUCCAACCGACGCCAGAUGGAUAGCUUUGCAUCCCUCCCUGCUGUUCGUGGGAACGCGUGCCUGGUGCCUGCCAUGUCUUCCUUUUCUUUUGCGUUGUCGGAGCGCAAAGGGGGUGGUGGUUCUAGCACCGGUCUGUUUGGAUGCUUCCCGUGGCGGCAAUCAGAAGAGAGCAAGCAUCCGGGUGACGUUGAAAGCGACGAUGAGUUUGGUGGCGAUGCAGGGAAUCGUGACGAUGGCAAGUCUCGCAUCCGCCGCCGCCGACUUGAGGAAGCUAUUGACGCGUAUGAGCGUGGCAUGGACCAAGCAACCCCAUCCUCUCCAGAGGAAUUUCAGCGCCUCUUACUUGCCAAUCCUAACAGCAGCUACCUAUGGACACAGUACAUGGCCUACUACGUGGGCCUACAGAAAUACGAAGAGGCGAGGCAAAUCGCGGAGAAGGCGCUGAGCACCAUAGGUGUGAGAGAGCAGGAUGAGCGCCUGAAUGUGUGGGUGGCCUAUCUUAACCUGGAGAAUUUGUACGGCACUGCGGAAUCCCUUGCGCUUAUUUUCAAGCGUGCCAUUCAGCGACAGCUGAAUCCCUUUGUUUUACACGAGCGUCUCGCGGAUAUCUAUGCGGCGUCUAACAAGCCAAACCAGCUCCUUGCGUUGUGUCGGAACAUGACAAGCAAGUUCCGUAAUGAGCGCACGGCAUGGGAGCGGCUCGGUAUCACCCUUGUCGAUCAGAACAAACGUGACCAGCUUAAGCGUGUUAUCAAAGAUAUAAGUAGUACGCUCAAGAGGAAUGAAGCUGCGUUAGCGAUCGUCCACAUUGCCAUCCAUGAAUAUAAAAAGGGUAGUGUUGAGAGUGGCCGUGCACUGUUUGAGACUUUUCUGGCGAAAUCACCAAAGAAGACAGAUAUCUGGUCUACGUACCUAGAUCAGGAGCUUGGACUCCUAACCCGUCGCGCACCGGAAUCAUCUGUGACCCAUGUUCGCACCCUUUUUGAGCGAGCAGUGUCGAUGAGCUUCAGCGCCAAGGUUACGCAUCAGAUUUUGUCGCGCUUCCUGAACUUUGAGAUAGGUUACGGAACGCCAGAAAAUGUGGAAAAGGUAAAGGAGCGUGCGAGGGCUUAUGUGAGUGCGAAAAUUCAAGCAGUGACAGGUACGACUAAUGCUGUUGGAGGCUCGACUAACUGA
Molecule: messenger RNA, 2112 nt
Organism: Phytomonas sp. EM1
Lineage: Eukaryota; Euglenozoa; Kinetoplastea; Trypanosomatida; Trypanosomatidae
Source: the annotation of a GenBank genome assembly